This is a messenger RNA of Uranotaenia lowii, 1480 nucleotides long. Its product is annotated as zinc finger protein 37A-like. The transcript has 4 exons. Gene Ontology annotation, cellular component: nucleus. Lineage: Eukaryota; Metazoa; Arthropoda; Insecta; Diptera; Culicidae. Bases 85 to 1341 code for a protein of 418 amino acids. The record is from RefSeq and is a predicted model, not a curated record. Gene Ontology annotation, biological process: regulation of transcription by RNA polymerase II. Gene Ontology annotation, molecular function: DNA-binding transcription factor activity, RNA polymerase II-specific; RNA polymerase II transcription regulatory region sequence-specific DNA binding.
GGCAAAACUCGUGGGUAACUAGGUUGCCACUGCCAAUAAACGAAAACACUAUUAGUAAAAGUUUUUUUUGUAAACAUUGAAACCAUGACAAUUCGUGACAAUAUGCCCUGCUUUGUACCUACUUGUGACACGAAAGACGACCAUGGUCAAACGCGUGAAUGGCCUCUGAAUUCAGUAUUGGCCAAACGAUGGCUCCAAGCAGUUCAGGCAGGCUGCCAGCUCGGAAGCGUCUCAUGGAGGAGCGAUCUAGCAUCGAAUGCUCUGGAAAUUUGUGAUGCCCAUUUCGAAGUGACUAACUUGACCCAACACUAUUUGGAACCUUCACGAUUCCGCGAUAAAGAUGGGGUCACGUUUUCAAUCGAAAGCUGCAAGAUCUGUCUGGAAUUCUAUAGAGCAGAGGACGUUUUAGAUUUUGAUGUUUUCAUGAUUCUAAGAACCAACGUUCUACCACAAAACGUCGUUGGGAAGCUAAUUAGUUCUUGUCCACAAAUUUCAAGUUUAAUUUGCGUCGAGUGUGCCGCAAAAUUAGAAAUGAUCGAAUCCGUUGCAAACUUUUUCGAUCGAUGCAAUGAGUCCAUGGCUCUACUCUAUCAAAACGUGAAUGAGAUUGAACAUGAAUUGGUCGAAAAACUUAAUCACACUGAUGGGCACAGCCUCGUUUCGACUAUAGAAUUAGUAAAAAGUGAACCAAUAAUUAGUAUGGGAAUGGAUUUGGAAGACGUGGGCGGAAACAGACAUAUAGAGGCAAAAUGCAUGAUUUGUAAAGAAGAAUUUUCUUCAGAAAUGGAAGUUAUUAAGCAUUUAAAAAACCAACAUGACGACAAAAGUCGUUAUAGUUGUAAAAAAUGCGAUAGAAAUUUUUACAAAAUCAUCCCUUUCCAUCGUCAUCUUAUUUCAAACGUAGGAAGGAAUUCUGAGGAAGGAUGUCUGCCUAUGCGGAAAACACUAAGAUCUAAACACACUUGCGAUAAUUGUGGCGAAACGUUUUCAAAUGUGAAGAAAUUUACUGUUCAUCGCAAAGCAUGUAAACAGAGUAACAGUAACAAACAAUUGCAUCAUGACAAGAAAUCAUCGGAAAAAGACACAAAAAAGCAAGCACUUUAUAAAAGUUUGAUUUGCAGAAAAAAACACGAAUAUGGCCAAGAACUGACAUCCCACAUCCGUUCUAGUCAUGUUGAUCAGAUGUAUCCUCACAUGAGUUGCGGCGAAUGUCAACGAUUAUUUAGCUGUGAAAUUCAAUGCCACAUUCAAAGAAACUCUCAUUUAGAAACCAACGCUGGGGAGACAAACCGAACGAGUGCAGCGUCUGUCAAAAGACGUUCAAAUCGCCACAAAUUCUGAAAAAACAUCAAUUAAUACAUGAAAAGGUGUUUGAGUGCGAAAUUUGUGAAAAAUCAUUCAAUGGACCGUACAACCUAAGGCUGCACUAUUCGAGAAUGCAUUCCGAUGAGCGAAAUUUCGAAUGUGAUGUUUGCAAAAG